UUUUGGGCAACGUUAAAUGCCCAACACCUCCUUUCUUAUCCCUUAAAUACACUAAAUACCAGCAAUUAAGAACUGUCAUGUCAUUAUUCUUACAAUUAUGCUGUGUUUUCGUCUCACACACGUGAAUCCAAUGAAUUCUAAAAACCCCAUUAAAUACCCACAAAUUAUCAAUUGCGAAAAACCAUCAAAAUCAUUUCUUGAUAUCUUACACAUUUCCUGAUAAUUACUGAUGGAGAAUUCUGGUAAAAGGGUUUUGCUAACCUCUAAUGGGGAUGACGUUUCUGUUAACAUUGCUUACAAUUUGGCUAAACAAGGCUGCAGGCUGGUUUUAAUGGGUGAUGAAGGCUGUCUGCGAAAUAUCGGUGAUAGGAUAGCUGAUUCUAUAAAGGAUAAAAAUGCAAUUGAAGUCGUAGGAUUGGAUAUGGAGGAUGAUAGAGAGGCGGUCUUUCACGGUGCUGUGGAGAAGGCGUGCAAUUUCCUUGGAAAGUUGGAUGCCUUUGUGAAUUGUUAUGCUUAUGAAGGAAAAAUGCAAGACCCUUUAAAGAUGGCCGAAGAUGAUUUCAAGAAAACCUUAAAAGUAAAUUUUAUGGCAGUCUGGUUCUUCGUAAAAGCCGUUGGAAUUAAAAUGCGCGACCAGAGAACAGGAGGAUCCAUUGUACUUUUGACUUCAAUAAUUGGUGCUGAGAGAGGAUUAUACAAGGGAGCUGCUGCUUAUGGCUCAUGUUUGGCUGGAAUUAAUCAAUUAGUGAGGAUUAUGGCAAUGGAGAUAGGGACACACCAGAUCAGAGUUAAUGGAAUUUCCCGUGGCUUGUACAUUCAAGACGAGUACCCAACUUCAGUGGGGAAAGAGCGUGCGGAGAGGUUGGUGAAAGAUGCAGCACCUCUGCAAAGAUGGCUAGAUCCUAAAAAGGAUUUAGCUUCAACAGUUAGUUAUCUAAUAAGCGAUGGCUCACGAUAUAUGACCGGGACUACAGUAUUUGUCGAUGGAGGUCAGUCUCUGACUAGGCCUCGGAUGCGAUCUUAUAUGUGAGUCUGCUAGCUGAAUUGGCAAGCUAGUCUAUUUGGAGUCAAAAUCUACAAUUGCUGAAUAUCAUUUUAUCAUCACAGUUAGAUACAACCUUUCACUAUAGGAGGUAUAUUUAUAGGAGGUUUAAUUGUUACUGAAUUUGUCAACUCAUUAUCUUUUUUGUUGUAAAAAUAAAAGUUGCCAUUAAUAUAAUAUAAAUGAUCAAGUUAAUCAUCCAGCUUGUUGGGCCCUAGUUUUUGUGUAGGUGUCAUUUAUAUCAUUUAGAAAAUUUGCUGAUUGCUGAUGCAACUUGGAAGAAGCAAUGUAUGGUUUGGAAUUGGAAAGGCAGCAUUAUAUUUUGAAACUUUGAUCUA
This is a messenger RNA of Chenopodium quinoa (quinoa), 1380 nucleotides long. RefSeq names its product 3-oxoacyl-[acyl-carrier-protein] reductase FabG-like. The transcript has 5 exons. Lineage: Eukaryota; Viridiplantae; Streptophyta; Magnoliopsida; Caryophyllales; Amaranthaceae. Bases 230 to 1030 code for a protein of 266 amino acids. The record is from RefSeq and is a predicted model, not a curated record.